Olea europaea var. sylvestris is the source of this 1820-nucleotide messenger RNA. Its product is annotated as tubulin beta-1 chain. NCBI's taxonomy places the organism in Eukaryota, Viridiplantae, Streptophyta, Magnoliopsida, Lamiales, Oleaceae. Gene Ontology annotation, biological process: mitotic cell cycle; microtubule cytoskeleton organization. The transcript has 3 exons. Gene Ontology annotation, cellular component: microtubule; cytoplasm. Gene Ontology annotation, molecular function: GTPase activity; structural constituent of cytoskeleton; GTP binding. The record is from RefSeq and is a predicted model, not a curated record. The coding region runs from base 199 to 1557 and encodes 452 amino acids.
GUUUCUCCCAACGACUUUUGUUACAAAAAUCAUUGAAGGAUCAAACAACUUAAAAACUGUACGAAUUGGAGAGAAUUGCGGGCCUCUUCAAAUAUCUCCCUCCCAUGAUUCUUGCUUGCUGUUAACAUUUCCAAUAACUGCCCAUACAAAUAUCAAUAUUAUUCACAAACAACCAAAACCCACAAAAACACACUCAAAAUGAGAGAAAUCUUGCACAUUCAGGGAGGCCAAUGCGGGAACCAAAUUGGGUCGAAAUUCUGGGAAGUAAUCUGUGAUGAGCACGGGAUUGAUCCGACAGGUAGGUACAAGGGUGAGUCUGGUGACGGUUCGUUCGAUCUUCAGUUGGAGAGGAUCAAUGUGUAUUACAAUGAGGCCUCAGGCGGAAGGUAUGUUCCGCGGGCUGUUCUAAUGGAUCUCGAGCCUGGGACAAUGGAUUCCAUCAGAUCUGGCCCGUAUGGGCAGAUCUUCCGGCCGGAUAAUUUUGUUUUUGGGCAGUCUGGGGCGGGAAAUAAUUGGGCAAAGGGGCAUUAUACGGAAGGCGCUGAGUUGAUUGAUGCCGUUCUUGAUGUUGUGCGGAAAGAGGCGGAAAAUUGUGACUGCUUGCAAGGAUUUCAAGUGUGUCACUCACUUGGAGGAGGGACAGGUUCUGGCAUGGGUACCCUCCUAAUUUCCAAGAUAAGAGAAGAAUACCCAGACAGAAUGAUGCUCACUUUCUCUGUUUUUCCAUCACCAAAGGUCUCGGACACUGUCGUAGAACCCUAUAAUGCUACACUUUCAGUGCACCAGUUGGUGGAAAAUGCAGAUGAAUGUAUGGUUCUUGACAAUGAAGCGCUCUAUGACAUCUGUUUCAGGACCUUGAAGCUUAGUAAUCCAAGCUUUGGUGAUUUGAACCAUCUGAUCUCGGCAACUAUGAGUGGUGUAACCUGCUGCUUGAGAUUUCCCGGUCAGCUGAACUCAGACCUCAGAAAGCUCGCUGUGAACUUGAUACCUUUCCCGCGUCUUCAUUUCUUCAUGGUUGGAUUUGCGCCACUCACCUCACGAGGAUCACAGCACUACAUCUCUCUCACUGUCCCGGAGCUAACUCAACAAAUGUGGGAUUCAAAGAACAUGAUGUGUGCUGCUGACCCACGCCAUGGCCGCUACCUGACAGCCUCUGCCAUGUUCAGAGGGAAAAUGAGCACCAAAGAGGUCGACGAACAGAUGCUUAACGUGCAGAACAAGAACUCAUCAUACUUCGUUGAAUGGAUCCCGAACAAUGUGAAGUCUAGCGUUUGUGACAUCCCACCAACUGGCCUGAAAAUGGCAUCCACUUUCAUAGGUAAUUCAACUUCGAUUCAAGAAAUGUUCAGGAGAGUGAGCGAGCAGUUCACGGCCAUGUUUCGACGCAAGGCCUUCUUGCACUGGUACACUGGAGAAGGGAUGGAUGAAAUGGAGUUCACUGAAGCUGAGAGUAAUAUGAAUGAUCUGGUAGCAGAGUACCAGCAAUACCAGGAUGCCACUGCAGAGGAAGAAGAAGACUAUGAGGAGGAGGGCGAUGAAGAGCACUAUGAGGGUUAAAACGUCAGCGACAUGUUUGCUAAGUAGUACUGAUCAGUACUUGUUACAUAAUAUGCCACAAGUAUUUCUUGUGAUCAGUUGUUCUUUCUGUGUUGUCUACUACCAAGUGAUGUAAUGGUUCCUUUCUGAGUACCUGUUCGUUUCCAUCAUUUCCAUUCCAAUGUUUGUGUAAUGUUCCAGUAUAUGUCUGAACAUUGGAAUCGUUUGAUGUCUAUUUAAAAUUACAGAAUGCCAUACAGGAAAAUAUUGCAGCUUUUACCUCA